Messenger RNA from Rhizophagus irregularis DAOM 181602=DAOM 197198, 1617 nucleotides. NCBI's taxonomy places the organism in Eukaryota, Fungi, Glomeromycota, Glomeromycetes, Glomerales, Glomeraceae. The record is from RefSeq and is a predicted model, not a curated record.
AUGGGAAAAUUCUUGCCGAAGGAUUAUAAGGUUCAACGCCUUCGGUCACCAAGAUCUGAUUUGUUUCAAUUGUCCUUUUCAAGAACUUAUAAUAUUACGUAUUGGGAGUUAUACGAAGAAAAUGAACGUUUGAAAAGAGAACGUAAUGAAAUGCUUGAUGGUUACAACAAAUUCAAAGCAUUACAAAAAGAGAAACAAGGUUGUACUUUUAUUGACAAAACAUCACUAAUCGCUGAAUUCAUUAAGUCCAAUUCAGAUGUUUCUCUUGUCGUUUGGCCAAGACGAUUUGGAAAAACCACAAAUCUCACAAUGCUUAAAGAAUUUUUUUCAAUCCCCAUCUAUCCUGACAAUGAGAACUACUAUCGUGAACUGUUCAGAGAUACAAAAAUUAUGGAGAGAUCAUGUCUACUCGAUAGUCACUUUUGCAAGUAUCUGGUUAUCUUCCUAUCUCUCAAGGGUUUCGAUGUCUGUGAUACUUGGUUGAAAAUGGAAGCUUUAUUGUGUCAGGAGUUGGCAUCACUUUAUAAAGAGCACGGCUAUAUUAAUGAUAUUCUUGAUAAUUAUGAGAAAUUACGAUUUAAUAAGAUACUUUCUGGUAAUUUUGAACAUGCGGUCAUAAUAAAAUCUCUUGAACAUCUUUCCAAAUACUUGAGAACCUACCACAGAAGAAGGUGUAUUGUCCUAGUUGACGAAUACGAUCACCCUAUGGAAAUUGCUUACCGAUAUCAAUAUUAUGAAAAAGCUCGUGGUUUUUUUUCUUCUUUAUUUGGAGCGCUCCUCAAGGACAAUGACAAAAAUUUGGAGAAAACCCUCCUCGUUGGUGUGUCUCGCAUUGCUAAGUCGGGAUAUUUGUCAGAACUUAACAAUUUGAAUAAAGAACGGUUGAAUGAAGUCAAAGAAUGGUACGAUGGAUAUAAGGCUGGAAAUGGAAUUUGUCUGUAUAAUCCAUGGUCAAUAAAUCAAUUUAUUGACACAAAUACUUUGGAUGCGCACUGGGUGAACACAGGAGGUACUGCGACUAUCAAGAAAUUACUUUGGCACUCAACCAAAGACUUUAAAAAAGAGACGUUAACAUUACUCAAAAAAGAUGUGAUUGAUGUAAAGAUCUUGAAAGACAUUGAUUAUAACACACUAUCUCCUCGUGUGAUAUGGACUUUACUCUACUAUGAAGGCUAUCUUACAAUGAACGAAGACAAGAAUCUAUGCAUUCCAAACAUAAAGGUUUUCACAGAAUGGAAAGAAUGGUUAAAUAAUAGAAUUUCAUCUAAUCCAGAUAUAAUGCUGGAGAUGCUUUUGCAAUGCAAUCUCACAAAAUUUGAGGAGGAACUUCCAACGAUGAUAAUGGAAUCUCUUUCGUAUUUGGAUACUAUAAAUAGUAACUUAUCAUAUCAUUUUCUUAUGAUUGGCAUAUUAUCACCGGUACGGUAUCAUAAUUAUGAGUUAUUGUUAAAUAGAGAAGCUGGUGAAGGACGUUUUGAUGUUAAAAUUGUACCAAUUACAGAAAAUGUAAUCUAUCCAAUAUUGAUAAUUAUGGAGUUCAAGGUAUACAAGAAGAAUAAAAAGAUUAUUGACAAUGAUGAAUAUGGAGAUGAAGACGAAGAUAAGACAGAGCAUUAG